Panicum virgatum (switchgrass) is the source of this 905-nucleotide messenger RNA. RefSeq names its product protein CutA 1, chloroplastic-like. The transcript is spliced from 6 exons. Lineage: Eukaryota; Viridiplantae; Streptophyta; Magnoliopsida; Poales; Poaceae. The record is from RefSeq and is a predicted model, not a curated record. Bases 35 to 613 code for a protein of 192 amino acids. Gene Ontology annotation, molecular function: copper ion binding. Gene Ontology annotation, biological process: response to metal ion.
UCGCGUACAUAAACGGCCGUCGAAGCUGCCGGAGAUGCCACUCCCCGCGCCGUUCCGGGUUUUCUCCCCACCCUCCGCCACCGCCUCAGCCGGUCCCGCCGGAGCGCAGCGCGCGCUGAUCUACGGUCGCCGCGCGCCCCUCGCGGGAGCGCUCCUGUUCCUCAGCAUCGGCGCUGUCAGCGCCGCCGUCGCCUGCAGGACGGGGUGCUCCUUGUUCCACUCCCACCGCCGCCUCCCCUUCCUCGGGGCAAGAGGUCUCAGCUCUGCUCGAAUGGAGUUUGCUUCCACCACCGUGCCUUCCAUUGUUGUAUAUGUUACGGUUCCAAAUAGAGAAGCAGGCAAGAAGCUGUCACAGAGCAUCAUCAGCGAGAAGCUUGCUGCUUGUGUCAAUAUAGUACCUGGCAUUGAGUCUGUUUACUGGUGGGAGGGAAAGGUGCAAUCAGAUGCUGAAGAAUUGCUCAUCAUAAAGACGAGGGAAUCACUUCUAGAUGCCUUGACUGAGCACGUCAAAGCCAACCAUGAAUAUGAUGUUCCUGAAGUUAUUUCUCUGCCCAUAACCGGCGGUAACAGCAAGUACCUGGAAUGGAUCAAGAACAGCACCCGGGAAAACUGAUCUGUUUUGCAGCUGUGAGUGUGUAAUGCAGAUCAAAACGCCCAAGAAUAUGAAGUGAUGGCCCAGGUCUUCCAGUGGCUUGCACGAGGGUGUUUCUUCCGUCGACCCUGUUUAUCUCAGUUACAUUAUUGUACCACAUUAAUACUUACCAUCUUCUCUGUGCCAAAUGAUCUGGUCUGGUGUCUUGUGUGGGUACUGGGUACGCAAAUGCAUGUAUUGCUCUGUUUACAGAUUGACGCGUGCAAAUCAAACCAAAUGAUAUUUAAGCAUGUGUAUUGUUGCUCUUGAUCUA